This is a messenger RNA of Branchiostoma belcheri (Belcher's lancelet), 9974 nucleotides long. RefSeq lists its product as uncharacterized. The coding region runs from base 120 to 9974 and encodes 3284 amino acids. The record is from RefSeq and is a predicted model, not a curated record. The transcript has 32 exons. Lineage: Eukaryota; Metazoa; Chordata; Leptocardii; Amphioxiformes; Branchiostomatidae. Gene Ontology annotation, cellular component: membrane.
AUAUCACAGUAUUACCGAAUGCCACAUUAAACAUCCAACCCGGCGUCGAACUUCAAUUUGCUCCAAAUGUGGGGAUACUCGUAGAAGGCUCAUUGAACGCUAUAGGUGAGGAGGACAACAUGAUAAUGAUGACACCAGGUUCUCCAAGCUUGAUUCCAGGCGUAAGGACGGACAGGUUUUACGGAAUACGCCUUGCCGACGGUGCUAAUCAAUUCGAGGGAAGAGUGGAGAUAUUUGUCAAUGGACAAUGGGGUACCGUAUGUGACGAUGCGUGGGGGCUAUCGGACGCCAUUGUGGCUUGCAGACAACUUGGAUUUGGCCCACCGGUAGAUUAUCGGAGAUACUUUGGUCAAGGAACAGGUCCCAUAUGGUUGGACGACGUUUCAUGCAGUGGGAAUGAGGCUACGCUGCUGGCCUGUAGAUCUAGAGGCAUAGGAUCCCAUAAUUGUGGUCACUAUGAAGACGUCGGUAUCGAAUGUGGAUAUGGAUAUGGUCGGCGAAGAACAGCUUCUUUGAAUUUCGUACAAGGUGAUCAUUGGGGCAAUAUUCGUGUCCAAGCCACAGACAUGGAGGUAUCCAAAGGCGUACCAAGCUCAGUACUGCAAUACGUUACGAUUUCAGGGGCAGGUGUGUUGCAUGGGAUUGAGGUUCCUGCAAUACAGACAAUCGGCAAUGUAAUAAUGCUGCAGUACGUGAAUGUUUACAACUGUAGCUCACACGGUAUCGAACUGGUGUCACCAUCAAAAUCAACCAAUUACAACACUGUCAAGGUUAACAUGACGACAUCAAACACAGCCAUGAACUUGGUGGAAUAUAACAAAGAUGUGGUCUUGGAUAACAUUGAAGCGAUGGGAGGCAAGUAUGGUAUCCAGUUCAAGUCUCUUUGGGACUACAGUGUGGCAACACCGUACCUAGACACAACAUCGGCCACCUUUCUAGAAAUUUGUGACAAAACCUCGACGGCGUCGUUGGCCUCUAAGAUGAUAAUUUUCCACCGUAGCUCGUACCUGUACGGAUUUGCCAGGACAAUUGACUGUAGUGUGAUCAUCAAAGCUCCCAGAAACCACAGAAUCCACCUGAAAGUGGACAUAUCAGCGGUUGGAUCAGGAAAUGGAAGACUCAACCUCUACGAUGGAUCGUCUGGAAAUCAAAUCUCAUCCUACUACUAUGUACGGACAGAUGAGCACACGUCUUCCUCGGAUACUGUUCGGAUGGUGAUGACCGGAUACAUCUCCUUCACCUGCCAGGCUACAGUAGUUUCAGCUAACAGAACAGCCCGAGUAAACCACGUGGUGGCUAACAGUUUCAUUCAAGGCAACAGUGAGGCAGGACUUGUGUACACGGAACAGGGCACGGCAAGCACACGUUCCCGCAUCGUGAACACGGUCAUCAAGGACAACAGUGGUGACUCGUCCUCAAACCCUCCAGCAUCCGUUUCUAUUCGUGCAAAAGAUGCCCUGAUUGAGAUGCUAAAUAACACUGUGCAAAACAACAACGGUGGAAUAGGCGUACGCCUGGACGGACCAGAGUCAAGCAACACGGAUUUAGAAGAGACAAAAGUGCACAAGAUUAUAAACAACACCUUCAGCCAGAAUUCUGGCUCAGACGUGCUAUCUUUUGAGCUCCUAUCUGAGGAAACAGAUCACCUAAUUCUGCAGGGAAACACUGCUGAAAACAACGAAGUGUCUGCCACUGGCAGAGGCAUAGUUACCCUCACUGGAGUCCACACAGAACUCACACAGAAUACAUUCGGAGAAAACAAAGGCGAACACGUCUUUAAGUGUCAAGAUCGAGAAAAUGGAGAUGGCCAAAGAAACAUCAGCAUCAGGGAAAACGUUUUCGAAGAUACUGUCGAAGUUGAUCGAAUCUUGGACAUAUCAGGGACCAGUACGAGAGUAAUCGCUGAAGAAAAUUGGUUCCAAGAUAAUGAAGCCACGCUCAUGCGAGUCAGAGUUUCUGAUGGUCAUGUCCAAAUAUUGGAAAACAGCUUUCACGGAAACAGUGACGGGCUUCUGUUGUUUGAGCACAGCAGUACGUCGUUGGUGGACAUGAUAGGAAAUGAAUUUCGUAACAACACUCGAGCUUCAAAUCCUCUGAUCGACCUUCGCAAUGACAACAUCUACAUAGUAAUGAAAAACACACUGACAAAUAACAGUGCUCCUGUGAUGUUCAGAGUAUCCACGACCUUUCUUCAUGAUAACAGCUCAACCACUACAAACGUCUCUAUGAUUGGAAACAUUUUGAAGGACAACAUUUACGACAACAUGACCAGUGGUAACAUCGUGGGAAGUUCCUGUACGAUUCUUUUCGCGGCAGACCAAAAUGUCCCAAACUUUCACAAGAACACGCUUCAAAACGACGAGUUCCAAUGGGAGCUCUGCAUGGACACGUCAAUUGCGUCCCUCGAAAACGUUCAGGAUGCGACCGAGAAUUGGUGGGGGAGUCAAAAUGAAGACGACAUCCGACUGAGAAUCUUUGACUUUGAUGACAGAAAUGACCGCAGAAUCGUUAACUUCAGUCCGUAUCGAACCAGUGAAUACGGAAGCAUCAGUAUACAUGCGGACGUCAGCAGAGAUGCCAGUAGUAGUAUCUUACACGGGCGGAUAUACAAAUCCCUCACACUUGAGUCAUCAAAAAGUCCAUAUAUAGCCACAGGCGACGUCACCAUCCUGCCAAAUGUAACCCUCAACAUAGAACCAGGUGUUGAGAUCCGUUUCCACGAGGAUGUUGGUAUCCUUGUCUUGGGAAGUCUCUUGGCAAGGGGAACCUCAGAGAACAAGAUCAGAUUCUUGCCAUUCGAUAAAGCCGCAUCUUCUCCAGUUGUGACUACCUGGACAAGAAAUCACAGGAUCAGGCUUGUAGGUGGCAGCCAACCAUGGCAGGGGCGUUUGGAAGUGUUCUUACGUGGCCAGUGGGGAACUGUCUGCCGAUACUGGUCGAAUCAUUGGACCUGGCAAAAUAGCCAGGUAGUCUGUAGGGAAUUGGGUUAUGGUCCACCAACUGGCUUCAAUACUUGGCAGUAUGGGCAGGGCGAGGGACCGAUAUGGCUCGGUGAGGUUCAAUGCCAAGGAGAUGAGAGAAGACUACUCGAAUGCAACUCUCAAGAAAUAGGCGUAACCAGGUGCUAUCGUCACAGUUGGGAUAUUGGAAUCACCUGCCAGGCUUCUAACCCGGAAGACGAAAACGAUGAAAUGUCAUUGAAGUCGUGGGGAAACAUUAGAAUUUCAGUUAGUAAGUCUGAAGCGACAGUGGAUCAGGAAAUUACACUUGAAAAUGUAGAUAUUCUACAUGCUGGUCGGCUUCACAGAAUAGACGUUCCAAGCUUGCAAAUCAUUGGCGUUGACUCGGAUAUCAGUGAUGUGACCAUUGCAAAUUGCGUAUCGGACGCGACUGAGGUUGUGUCUGCAAGCCAUACCAAGAUAAAUCAGCUAUUUGUUCAUAAUUGUAAGACUGCUGUCUCCCUCGCUGAGAUGUCAGGUGAAACUUACAUUGGCUCCUCGACAAUGAUCUCAAACGAUGUUGGAAUCAGCAUGACAGAGGCCUUAACCUACAGGGAUGUCUACAUUCCUAAAGGUCAUGUCAGCUCCUUCGGAUUCGUCGACAUCUGUGAUCACCAAAACGUCAUCGAAGUGCAGACACGUGUGAAACUUUAUCACAACUCCUAUUACUUCACGCGUGCCUCGUGCUUCAAAGUAGUUAGAACAAAGCCAGAGUUUCUCCUUCUCGCAAAGCUUUCAAGUCAAGACGUUCCCCAAACAGUGUCGAUAUAUGACGGGGAGGUGCCAUCAAGAGAAAAGCGCAUAGUUCACUUGACGCGUUCGGCUGCCACUCAGUCUAUGAGGAGGAAAGAAGUUUUCUCCGUGUCCAACAAAAUGUUGAUCCUGGUAAACGACCCAAUAGACGUUCUUGUGGAAGUGUACGCCAUCAGGAAGUCAGAGAGCUGCAGUUUCGAGGAUCUGUCAUGUACCUGGACAAAUUCCCGAGACACGGCAUGCAGGGAGGAGGAUAUAGAACAGGAGUGGAGACUUCGGACCUUAGGAGUCGACCAUCAGUGGUUUUCUGGACCCUCAGCGGACAAAACGUAUGAGACAGCAUACUACUCCCUUGGAUGCUGGAGAGAUGAAUCAAAUCGUGCCAUUCCGUCGCUGGAAGGGUCCGACUCUCGCCUCGAUGGUUAUUACCGCUACAGAGGGAACCCCAUACAGAAGUGCCACGAUGUCGCUGUGAGCAGAGGUUUCAAAGUGUUCGCCUUACAUCAUAGCGGCGAAUGCUUAUCGGGACCAGAUGCAGAGUCAACAUACAUGAUGUACGGCAGGUCAACAAGAUGUUCGUCAAACGGUGAAGGUGGCUACCGGGCAAACCACGUCUACAAAAUUGUCAAUGGUCAGUACCUGUACGCUGGGUCUCACUACGUCGGGCAUCCGCAAUACCAGAUCCACGCGACAUUGGAGAACGCUGCCGAACCGGACUCCACCCUCUGCGGAUUGUCGUUCUACUAUUUCCUCGGGUCGGAUAGCUCCAACCACCCGGUCUCCCUCUCAGUCACCACGGGAAAUAGAUCAGACUACAACAGAUCCGACAUUUUCUCAGUCACGGCCAUCAGAUCCAGCGACUGGCAACUGGCAACCAUUGCCAUUGAUGAAUCGCAAAAUGUUUCGUCGGUGGCUAUAGUAGCAAGGUAUUGGAAGGGCCAAAGAACAAGCGUCUCGAUGGAUGAACUGAGGACAUUCUACUGCAGACAGAGCAUUCCAUCCACAGUAAUAACAGAAACUGUUGUUGAAAACAACAAGGAGGGCGGCAUUGUGUACAAAGGUGAAGAUGGAGACUUGAAUGUCGAAAACUGUAAAAUUGUUGAUAACGGCAUGGAGACUGUUGACACAGCGGAAUCCACACAUGCUGUUUCCCUGACACUGAUGAAGACUUCCCUCACCUUCAAGAAUAACUACGUCGCACACAAUCAAAAGGGAGGCGUGAAUGUCAACAUAUUAGCCGGAACCAACUGGCUCACCAAGUCACGAACUGUCAAUCAUUUACUUUUCAAUAAUUUCAUUUCCUACAACAACCAAUCGGAGGCGCUGGUCAUACGGGGCAACGACGAUGAUGACGACGACGACCUCUCCGUGCAACUGAGGGGUAACACAAUCAGUCACAACUGUCCUGAAGACACCAAGAGCGUUCUCAACAUAGAAAAUGCAGGAGGGCGAGUUUAUCGCAACACCCUCUACAACAACACCGGCCUUCAUGCAGUGAAAUGGACGAAGACUGUAAGCAACGAGACAAGUGUGUUUCACGGGAACCGUGUGCUGUACAACUCCGGGCAGUCUCCAUCGGCAAGGAUAUCAGUCGUAACCAGCUCGGGUAUCAACUAUCACAGCAACAGAUUCGUCAACCCGGCCAACAGCUUUGAGAUGGGCAGCACGGAUAGAACACAAACCUCGUCUGUAAUAAACGCCACGAUGAACUGGUGGGGUUCGGCCGACCAGGAAGUGAUCAGACGGCGUAUUCGUGACGAUGACGUUCAGCCAGGACUAACCGACAUCUUCUUCAUACCUUUCCUGACAAACCUGCCCCUCGUUACAUCUAUAGGAGGAUGCCCAAGUGACUGGUAUGCAUCCACGUUCGGUUGUUACAUGUUUGUGGUUGGAUCACUCGACUGGCAAGAAGCUCAACAAGUUUGCAUAGCCAACGGUGCCCAGGUGGCUACCUUCGCGAGCCUGGAGGAGGUCUCGGACGUUGUCACCAAUCUCAUCUUCGAGGCGGGUGAUCGGGGUGAGGUUCAAAAGAUCUGGAUCGGCAGAGGAGGUCUACCGGCAGUCGUCACAGAGGCACCCGGUCCAAAUGAAGAGUUACUAACCGUGACCAUUGAUGAUCCCCAGGAGGUAUCACCUGAUAUAGGCAGGCAGAGCAGCACAGUGGUCGUCUUGAUUUCUGACAUACCUAACAAGUCCACGGUGACGAUUGAAACUGCCGUUGCUGAAACACAAAGUAGACGCAAUCCGUUUAUUUGCAAGAAAGAGCUUGUUGUCCGCUGCCCGUUUGCGUGCUUCCACAGGGGACAGUGUGUCGGCAGGACGUGUAUUUGCAACAAAGGCUGGGAGGGUGAAGCGUGUGCUGAAUUCCACUGUAGAGAUGUCAACAACUGUGGAGCGUUCGGAACCUGUGUUGGACCAAACAACUGUAGGUGUAAGUUUGGAUGGCAGGGACGCGCAUGCUCUGUGAGCUACUGCAACCGCUUCGACACAUGCAGAGCAUGCGCGAGAGAGACCGGAUGUGGAUGGUGUGAUUCCUCUCAGCAGUGCCUGCCAGGUACCGGAAGUGGUCCAGAUACGGCUUCCUGCCCCGCUUGGUUUUACUACGGCUGUUUGAGCGCUGGGGCUACAGAGACGUGUUCGGGUCAGAUCCAGAAAAUCGACUGUGAAGGGCGGCAGUGCAAUGAAAGUCUGGCUUCAUCAAGCAUAGCAACGUGCAGCAAGUGUCUGGACUCUCAAUACUGCUACUAUCAACCGGACGCUUUAGGUUGCCACGGCUGGAACGAGACUAGAUGCCCGCACGGAGAAGUCAGCCCAGACUACGGUGACACAUCAAGGAUUAACCGUGUCCAAUGGAGAGACAACGUCCGUCCCAUCGAUCCCAACGUCACCACUCUAUUCCUUUGCCAGGUUACUCUGGCAGAAGAGUACGGUGAACAGGCGGUACUGAUCGUGGCACCCACGCCACUUGAUUUCGCUGUUGGUAAUGUUAUCAUCAGCGGUCAAGCGGGCGGGAUAAUGCAUCGAGUUCAGGACAUUGGUCUAGCAGGUGCAUACGCCUUUGUGGUUGGCAUUCCCGCGGCUCUGGAGGAAGCGGUAGCCUAUAGCGACUUCCGUCAAAACGUGGAACUGCGCUCCAUAGAAGACAGCGUAACUGUAGAGGACAUCCCUGAUGAGGACCUACUGACCAGCGCUCUGAAUGGCAGUCUGGCUGUGAACGUUACCAUCAAAAACAUACCGGAGGGAGUUGCCGUUUACAAAUGUGUUGGAAAUGUCCACAACACCAAUGAAGAGGACGAUGAGUGGAAGUCGGAGUUCCUUGUGAUGAACUCCAGUCAGUACUCAGAGCUGAGGGUUGGAGACUUCAUUGCGAGUACAGAGACUUCAGGGUGGAUGGAAACGGUUCAAGACGUCACCGAGAGUCCAACCUUGCUGUUUGUGACCACGACAUUGGCCAGGUGUGGCGAUGAUGUGCCGAGAAAACCAAGGCUGAGUACAUUCAAUACCACAGAAGAGGUGUAUUUGGGUCCGGAUACUUCGUGUAUCGGUGGAGACAACAACCCGGCACUGCUGAUCUAUGACAACACAUCUCGGGACAACUUUGAAGUGGGCAACACCAUCAUUGGGAGGCCGAGCGGACCCGUCCUAUCAAAGAUUAUUUCCCUGACUGACAGUGAAGGGUUGGUGUACGUGGAAGUCAGGGCGGUGUCUACAGUGGACGAUUUCUCCAGUGAAUCAGACGGGGAUAACACGACGACUUCUAGAAAACGGCGAGCAACUAUUGGAGAUGCGAUACGCGGGGCUACAGUGAACGUUGCAAGACGCACAAACGUUGAGAGAUCAGGCAGUGGCACCCUCAAAGUGACACCAUAUGUGACCUUGGACCAAGGCCUGGAGCUCAGUCUGGAAGUUGGACUGGACUACCCUUUUGUUCAGUCGGCGAGUGUUCGUCUCUUUGGAUCAGCGAGCAUCGGCCUGGAGAUUCGGUUUGACUUCGAGGGAAGUGCAACAGUGUCGUGGCCAAAGAACCAAAAUAAGCCCUACAGGAAAGGAGUAGCCAAGAGGAAGUUUUGCAUUCCUGUGACCCCCCUGUUCUGUCUUCCGGGAAGAAUACUGUACGAGGUUUAUGUGUCCGUUGUGGCAACGGCAUCGGUGAAAGGAUUUGUAUCCGUGGAUUUCGGCAUGUCAGGUUCAGCAGCUAUGGGCGCGACGUGGAGACAUUCUGGAGGCGUGACACUUGAACGUGACUUACAACUCCAACCACCCAGACCCACGUAUGACGGGAAACUGGAGGAGGCCACGGCGUCCAUCACAGGCACCCUGACUCCAAAGCUGAUCGUCCAGAUCCCAUCGCCCGCAUUGCCUAUCAACAUUCCGAGAUGGAUUCGAAGGUUCCUGCCGAGGAGUAUUCAACGCUUGCUCACCCCUGGGCAAAGCACGGGGAGGUCCGUGGUCUCUGUCAUCGUGGCCACUGUGGACCUGCCGGUGGUUGCAGAAGUGUCAGCCGAGGCCUGCUCCAACUCCUGCCCCGUUCCUGAGGAGCCGCUGAAGCUAGCUGCAAGGGUCGGCGUGGGAGAGGUUGGGGCGCAGCUAAACAUCGGAUUUGAAAAUUUCAACUUUGAUACGGGUCGUCUGUCUGCAAGUCUUCCUUUUAUUGCAACACCGAGCAAAUGUAUUUCUCAGGAGCCUCCAUGUUGUAUCUGUGACGACGGUAAACCAGGGAAACAGGACCCCGAAACAGACGAGUGUCUCUGCGAAUGUUUCUGCGAUCCUCCCGAUAACACCGUCAUGGGAUUAAAGCCAAAAAGUGGUGGUGAAUGUGACUGUGAACGUUGUCCGGACAACUCACUGAAAAGGAAAACCGGCGACAUCGAAUGUCCAUGCACCUGUGAUGAUGGGCAGGAAAGAGAGAUGGAGGAAGACGGAUCGUGUCCUUGUGAGUGUGAAUGUGCGGACGGUAGCACGGACACGAUCGCCGCGGAUGGAAGCUGCCCCUGCCGCUGCACCUGUAAGGACUGCAGCGAGUCUGUGUUAGGACCGGACGGCUGCAUCUGUCCUAACGAUAACUGCCCGAUAUGCCCGGAUGGAAGUGAGCCGAUCUCCGUGAACUGUGAGUGUCAGUGUGAGGAACCUGAUCCUGACUGUGGAGAACCUCCCGCAUGCGCAGUGGGACGGAAAGGUCCCGGAUGUGGCCAGCCUGACUGCGAACCUUGUCAAGGUUGUUCCGGUAACGGUGUAUGCUCGCCCGUUGGGCAGUCCUGCGCGUCGUCCUGCCGCUGUAGCCCGCAGUGGAUGGGCACGUGCUGUGACAUCAGGCGGCCUCGGAGGGCAGGAGGAGAUCCACACAUGGAAACGGUCGACGGUACCACCUAUGACUAUUACGGCAUAGGAGAGUUUUGGGACUGUAAGAGUCGAGUGAACGACUUCGGCAUCCAGGUACGGUACUUCCUCUACGAGCGAGCGUCAUUUACCGGCGCUGCGGCCAUCAAGGCGGGAGAAAACGUGGUCACAGUCACAACACCGACCUACGGGGCUGCCCAGGACCUCCCCACUGUCAGGUUAGAUGGCAUCGCUUUGUCGUUGAGUGACAGUAACCAGUACAGGUUGGGGAACGGGUCGGUACUGAUGGACAUUCAGCGGCCGGAGGUAAACCUGACGACCGGCGGUGGAGUCCUGCUGCUUUCGUUUCAGUACUCCUCUGGACUUACAGUGACUUUAGAUGUACAGUAUGCAAAGGCUGUAGGCAGACAGUUCAUCAACGUACUGUAUACUCCGACUGUGGCUUUCCUCCGCGCAACAGAGGGACUGUGUGGAUUCAUGGAUGAUAACGUGGAGAACGACUUCUGUGGUCCUGAUGGCACCAUCUACUCAGACCCUGUGCUCUUUGCAGAAUCGUGGAGGAUCUCUAAAUCCCAUGAUGCUGGAGGCCUCUAUGGCAGUUGGUCAUGGAACAUUUCAAACUUCCACGCCAGUGACGUCAUGGAUAGUUCUUACACUGACCCGACACACGUCCCCAUUUACUCCAUCGACGGUCUUCCUAAAGAGCAAAUCCUGUUGGCUACAAAGCUGUGUGAGGGUCUGGGAAUCAGUGGCAAUCUUCUGGCAGGCUGUAUUUAUGACGUGUCUGUGACCAACGACAGCACCCUACUUGAGCAAGAAUCAUUGAAGACAGGUAAGGCCGCCAUAAAAAAUUCAGAUGUUUCACCUUUUAAGAUAAAAUAUUAG